UACUGCACAAUUGUGUUGGAAAAAAACUUGAGUGCUCCUAACGAGUUUGAAAUCCGAGAGAGCAAGGGAUUGAAUCAAUCGAAGCAGAGGACAUGUGGAUUUGAUCCAAACAUCAAUGGAAGUCAACAAUUCACCGAGAAAUUCAAAUCUUCUCAAUAAACUCAAAUCCUUGAUCAUUUUAGGGUUCAUUUUUUUCUUGCUUUCUACCCAUACAGUUCUUGCCAAAUCUCGCCGUCCAGUCACUGAUGCUGAAACCAGGCAAAAGAAGCAGGAGUGUUACGCUGAUAUCGAGAGCGGAUUGUGGGGUUGGCAAUGCAAAUCUUCAGCUACCGAAAAGGAAAAUUGUGCCCUGCGAUGUCUUUCUCCCACUUGUUACGAUCUAGUUUAUGGCAGUGAUCCGCUCGAGGAAGGAGAGAAGGAUCUUGCCAGGAGUCAAGAGUAUAAGUAUUGUAUAUAUAAGUUAUCGAUGGGGGAGAGUCUGGAGGGUAUUAAGGGAUCCUUUGACUACUGAUGUUUGUCUGCUUUGUCAAGAUUGUCUGUGCUAUAUAAUUGUCUGAUGUUCCAUUAUGCCCUGUUCUUCUGACUGCCUUUUAACAUUUGGGUCAAAAUAUAAGGUACAAAUAGGGGUGGUCAUUCAAACCGCAAAAACCGAAUUGAAAACUGAAACCGAAAAAUGUGGAGUAAAACUGAACUUAAAACCGAACCGAACCGUUUUUUAAUUAAAAAAUAUUACAUAAUUUUUUUUAAAAAAAUGUCAAAACCGAAUUUGAAAUGGUUCGGUUUGGUUCGGUUUGAAACAAUAAAUCGGUUCGUUUCGGUUUCACAUAUUAAAAAAUUUGAUUCGGUUUGGUUUGACAACCGAACCGAAUCGUUUUCACCAACCCUGAGUUCAUUUUUUUCUUCCUUUCUCUCUCUCUUAGACUCUUUCUCAAAGGUCAAACUUUUAGUUCUUGAUUUUUAUUUAUUGAGUAUGCAAAUAUCUUCUAAAGUAGGUUAUUAAACA
Benincasa hispida (wax gourd) is the source of this 1003-nucleotide messenger RNA. RefSeq lists its product as uncharacterized. Lineage: Eukaryota; Viridiplantae; Streptophyta; Magnoliopsida; Cucurbitales; Cucurbitaceae. The record is from RefSeq and is a predicted model, not a curated record.